Drosophila suzukii is the source of this 1437-nucleotide messenger RNA. RefSeq names its product L-lactate dehydrogenase B chain. NCBI's taxonomy places the organism in Eukaryota, Metazoa, Arthropoda, Insecta, Diptera, Drosophilidae. Gene Ontology annotation, biological process: lactate metabolic process; pyruvate metabolic process. Gene Ontology annotation, molecular function: L-lactate dehydrogenase (NAD+) activity. The record is from RefSeq and is a predicted model, not a curated record.
GUAUUCCCUUUGCUUAUUUUUAUUCGGUUAGUACCUACAGUUUCGGCCUCAAAAUUUUAAAUUUUAAAAAAGUUUGACCAAGAUGUUGAGAUUGCUGAAUCGAAUGAGUAUGCCAAUUCCCACGGCCAACAGGUGGCACCAGAAGCACCUCACCACGAAGCCCGCCAAAUCCUCUUUCUCCAAAUUGAUGAAGCCUAUGAAGGAGUUUAAGCGAAAUCGGAUUCCCAAGAUCAGUGUGGUUGGAGCAGGACAGGUGGGCACGGCGGUCUGUGCCAUGCUUUUGCUCCGCAAUCUCACCAAAUAUCUGGUCGUCCUGGACAUCAACUACGAGCUGGCCAAAGCGGAGGCCCUGGACUUUCAGCACGGAUCCGCCUUCCUGGGCGACGCUCGAGUGGUGCCCUGCGGCGACGGUUCACACUCCAAGGACUCGGAUCUGGUGAUCAUAACGGCCGGAGCCCGGCCAUCCGGCAAGGAUCGCUCCCGACUGGCCGCGAUGCACAAGACCGUCGAGAUCCUUAAAGAGGCGGUGCCCAAAUUGGUGCAACUGAGCCCCAAAGCGACCUUCAUAGUCAUCUCGAAUCCUGCAGAUGUAAUGACCUACGCGGUCCAACGGAUCGGCAAGCUACCCAAGCAUCGCUGCUUCACAACCGGCUGUCAUCUGGACUCGGUGCGGUUCCGCAACUUAAUUGCCGGACGCCUCCAGGUGCCCCCAUCUCAGGUUCAGGGUUACGUGAUCGGGGAGCACGGCACCAGUGCGGUGCCAGUGUGGUCCUGCGUCUCCAUUGGCGGCAUCCGGCUCACCGACGUUGUCAAGGAUCUGGCCUGCGGCGAUGAUCCGGAGAAUUGGUGGGAGGUCAUCGAACAGGUCACCACGUCCGGAAUUGCCGUGGGUAAGGCCAAAGGUUACACCAACUGGGCCAUCGCCCUCACCUGUGCGGAUGUCGUGGAGGCGAUGUGUGGGGGCAGGGGCAAAAUCGCCUCCGUCGGUACGGACAUGAAGGGUAUACAAGGCAUCAAGGACAACGUCGUACUAUCCUUGCCCUGUUUGGUCCAAUCGGGUGGCAUUAGUCAUGUGUUUGAGCUCCCCCUCACGGCUGUGGAGCAAAGCAAGCUUGAAGCCUCUGCCGAGGUCCUUCUGGAGGCCCAGUGCUCUCUGAAGAUUUGAGUCAGUACAUCUAACAUUUAUAGCCUUAUAAUCGUGCUAACCAACCGCCCGCGGACGUCAUAAAAACAUAGAGAAACACACGGUAAAAACCACACCCAAAACUCUAGUGGAAAGCAAGAGAUGGAGAAGAAGGGAAGAGUGAAUAGGCAAGCCCUUUGCCCUUUCCACCUUCUGCUAGAGCAAGCGGGACGUAAAUACUCUUGUGUUGCAGACAAGCUAUGUGUAAAAACGAUUUAAAAUUACUUUUGUGCAUUUCUGUGAGACUGUGAAUA